CGAGUGUGUUCACGAUUCCGUCAAUGGUCACUGUUUCCUUCGCAUAACAUCUUCCACUAUCCUCACUCAGAUCCGCACGCACGUCUUAAUUGUAUCAAUCUCGCUAGGUUUGCACCAACAUUUCGUUCCGUGGCUUCGAGUUUCGAGCUGAUAUAAGCGUAAGACACACAAGCAUUUCUGCACGCGCAAGGGACAAAGAGGCAGAGUAAGGAGUAAGGAAAACUCCUUGCCUUACAAUGGAAUUGCUAGAUGUCAGUUGUGUUGAUUUCGACGCUUGAGGGGUAAAGUGUUUUCCAUUGCGAUUGUACGUGUGCUGCAGUGAAUCGCAGUGUCACGGGCAUUAGGGAAUUGAAACAAGUGCAACAAAGUGGAAUUGUGGCUGUGUGUGUGUGUGUGGGUGGCUGUAUUCACAAUACCACCUGCUUUCUGGUGGAUUCGUCCUGCCAAACGACGCUGGAGCAGGGAGAGGCAAAUGCACACAGGAAUUGCUGCAAGCUGGAUGUAGUAGCGCGCGUGUAACAAAGAGCACACAUACGCACACAAGCUGUCACCUGAAGCGUCCUCCACCCGUGCGUACGGUAGGGGCUGAGGGCCGAUGAUUGUGUGGCUAACAGUCGUCAGGUGCUGAGCAACAAGCAUACGUUUCAGGCGCAUUAGGGCAUCGCAGUAUCGUAAAACGCGACAUCGACAGUAGCAACGUGAGCUAGUAGUGUCGGCAGCGAAUGUGGGCAGUACUACGCGACACGGCAGUCGGUUUGCUUGCCGAAAUACACUCACUGCAGAAUGAGGCCAAAAUGUCAAUUAUAAUCGCAAUCGUCUUCAUGGGCUUGCUCGAGUUAGGAAGAUCGCAGUACCUAACGAACACUGUACAUAAGACAUCAGCUGCGACGGAGAAGAUUAAUGAUCUCUGGUGCUACUCGUGCAAUGCUACGGACGAUGGCGAGGCCUGUAUCGAUCUGUCGUCCGGAAAUAAUGCAUCCUUCGUUAAAAAGUGUAACCCGGAGGAAUUUAUCUGCAUGGUUAAACAGUUUUCCUACACAACCAGCACGGAAAAUUCCACCUCCACGCCGAAGCUGUGGUCGCUCGAGCGGCGCUGCAUCAGCAGCUGUGAGGCGGGUUGCAUAAUCAUAGGCGAACGCACGAAGCUGUACGCCUGCACGAGCUGCUGCGAGAAGUCGCUGUGCAACACCGGCAAAGCCCACUCGACCAAUCCGAUCGCACACUUCCGGCGCACCUCAACGACACUGGCACUGGGCCUGCUGGUGCUGCUUAGCGUAAUGAAACCCACACUGUCGGUGAUACUCUAGUUUAGCGUACUUGGUAGAGCGGAUGCAGGCUAACGUGUAGCGUAUAGUACUCUUAAUCGAAGCACAAGUUUUUUCUCCCAUCCACUUCAUCCCACUUGCCCCCCCCCCCCUCUUUCUGGCAAGCUUAUGAUAAGGCUUGAUAGUACGGUGGCCAACAAAAGAGGGCGGGGAAAGAGAGGUACACACAGACCAAUGCUUCCAGGGACCCCACAAUAGAAUAUCCAUUAGGACACAAAAGCUACCUUUGAUUAAAAAAGGGUAAAGAUUCACCUAGCCGCGUGAAGGUCAGAAUUGGUCACCCUCCUUUAAAUUAAACCCUAUUCGACCCCUAAACUCCGUAAACAAAAAACGAUUGCGAACACCCGCAUUGAUGCCCGCACAUUGCCAUAUAAUCCCACAAUCGAUCCUUUUUCGAUUCCAUUCGAUUGCAUGUUCGUGCGUUCCAUUUUAGAUAGAAUUUGAAAGAAAAGCCAAAAGUUCACUCUUCAAUAUCGGUUACAAGUUUUUUAUCUAAAUGCACACCACACACACACACAAAUACACACACAGUGACGAAUGACGAUGCUGUGUCGAAUGUAGAUAUUAAGAAGCUCUCACAUUCGCAUUCAACUUCAACUCAAUUUCCACUCAACAAACAAACGAUUCCACAUGUCCAACCAAAUUUAACGUGGCUCUGGACGACAAAAAGCACAGCAAACCCACAAUAAACACACAAUUUGCAUAGAAAAACAAAACAAAAACAAUAAAUAAAUCAUCGAACUUGAGUGCUGAGUGGUGUGUGCUGAGGUAGAGUAGGUAAGAAAUGAAUUUGAACCAAAACCAUUUCUAAUCUGCAGUUCAAGUUUUAGAAUAACGAAACCUUUCGGGGAUAGUUUAAAAAAAAUACAUUUAAUAAUUAACACACAUACACACAUGCACAAAGAUAAUUAAAAAACAAGAAAAAAGUGAUGAAACGCUGCCAGGUUUUUACGAUCAGGUAUGAUUUAAGGCAGGAAUCGGGUUUACUGUUUACUGUGUCAAAUAUGUUUCAUGCACCACAACAUAUGCACCCAUCACCGUUGGUCGUACAGGAUUUUCCGUUCCCCCCUCCCUCCAUCACAGUCACAGUGACAGAGGAUGCCGCCAACAAGAGGUCCCGUGCGGACAGCCAAAUGAAAUUCAUAUUUAUUAUUAAAGUAAGCAACAGCAGCCGUAGCAGCUUCGGUGUACACCCCAGUUCUGCAGCAUAGAAACAAUGUGUCAAAAGAUCGGAAAAUCGCAAGCUGUGACAAGGAAUUUUCAUUUGUAACUUUAUUCGUCUUGCCUAGCCGUAAGAAUAGUAUUUUUUUUUUGAACAAAACACAUACAUUUGAUGCAAU
Messenger RNA from Anopheles coluzzii, 2665 nucleotides. RefSeq lists its product as uncharacterized. NCBI's taxonomy places the organism in Eukaryota, Metazoa, Arthropoda, Insecta, Diptera, Culicidae. The transcript has 3 exons. Bases 723 to 1307 code for a protein of 194 amino acids. The record is from RefSeq and is a predicted model, not a curated record.